Amblyraja radiata (thorny skate) is the source of this 471-nucleotide messenger RNA. RefSeq names its product general transcription factor IIH subunit 4-like. Gene Ontology annotation, biological process: nucleotide-excision repair. Gene Ontology annotation, molecular function: ATPase activator activity; double-stranded DNA binding. The transcript is spliced from 4 exons. The coding region runs from base 103 to 471 and encodes 122 amino acids. NCBI's taxonomy places the organism in Eukaryota, Metazoa, Chordata, Chondrichthyes, Rajiformes, Rajidae. The record is from RefSeq and is a predicted model, not a curated record. Gene Ontology annotation, cellular component: transcription factor TFIIH core complex; transcription factor TFIIH holo complex.
GAUUUAUUGUCCACACACAGGGGUAAGGCAUGGGCUGACGACACCAGCCAACUGGGGCCGGACAAACACGCCCGAGACAUCACCUCACUGGACAAGUACGCCAUGGAGCGGUGGGAGGUGAUCCUGCAUUUCAUGGUGGGCUCACCCAGUGCAGCCGUCAGCCAGGAUCUGUCCCAGCUCCUCAUCCAGGCCGGGCUCAUGAAGAGUGAAGGGACAGAAGCCCCCUGUAUCACAUCUGCUGGCUUCCAGUUCCUGCUCCUCGACACCUCCUCCCAGCUUUGGUACUUCAUGCUCCAGUACCUGCACACUGCUGAGACACGAAAGAUGGACCUGGUUGAGAUCCUGUCGUUUGUUUUCCAGCUGAGUUUCUCCACGUUGGGCAAGGUGAGCAGGGUGUCGUCUUGUUCCUGUACCCUGCACCCCCACCCCCACCCCCACACCCACCCACCCACCGUGGGAGGCGGGAGAUAG